UGGGGUCUCUGUAAAAUAUGCAUCUAUCAUAGAACAAAGAUAUCUACCAUGUCACAUCCAGCACAAUGAAAGAAAAAGCAAUAGCUCGGGGGUUUUGUACUUGAGAGUUAGUGAAGUUGGAGAGGUGGGGAAGAGUGGAGACGAGAAGCUAUUAGCAUUUUAUAGCAAGGAACAAAGAAGAAAGCCCAGAUAGAUAAAAUGAUGAUACAUGUAAAACUAAAUUCACCUUCUACUCAUGUUGAACUAAAUCUUUCUCAGCUGUGGCAUAAGCACAGGAGAUAAGUUUGUAACCAAAAAUUAAGAUUCAAAACAAAACUUUGACAGUAAGUGUUGUGUCUAGCAUGGUUCUCUGAACCAUAGGUACUGCCAGAAAAUACUUCGUGAGAGAACGUUGCAAUAUGUCACUGCUGAAAAGUGAACAAUUCAUGAAGUGAUUUCAAACUUACAAUUAAUAGCUUCUGAAGGCAGGACUAGCAGCUGCAAUAUGUUGUAUUAUAAUGCCAUUUUUGGAUGUUGAGCCUGUGUUAGUAUUGGACACGUUUUUCUCCUACAACAUGAGUAUGCCUGGCUUACCUCUCUUGGUCAUGUGAGAAUUAAUUAACCUUCAUGAAAGGCUUUGAAGAUGAAAAGCACUGUGGAUAAGAACACUACAUGCUCUCUGAGCUGAAAAACAAACUUGUGUCAAAUACAUCUUCCUCUUGCUGCCCAAAGGAGAACAGCAGAAAGGAUGUUUGCAAUGUUUGUUUUCAUCAUUUAAAUAUUUUCAUUGAGCUGUCUUCUGUUUUCAUCAUUUAAAUAUUGUCAUUGAGCUGUCUUCUGUUGUCCAGAACUAGUUAAAUCUAGAACUAGAACUAGAAGCAGGAUUUUUUCCCCUCUUUUUUUUAAUUAGUUCUGCUGGUUUACUGUAAUGUUUUUAGCACAGAGGGACUAUGUAAUGGAAUCUCACUUAGUAUAGCACAGAGGUUUCUUCUAAAAUUACUUUCUGGGCUUUGCCAAUGAGUAAAACUGAAAAUAGAACAGGCCUGAGAGGUAUCUUCUAAGGAUUUAUUUGUGAGAAUUAGUGUCCUAUUCAUUUCUUCUAUUCUGCAAAUAAAACCUGGAAAUCAGUUAAGUGUUGGGGUUUGGGUUUUUUUAUUUUAAUUCCAGUAUCCCAAGGUUGCUGGCUAGCUGACUCACCAGAUGGAGCUGUAGGCUUGUUAUUCUUCACUAGAUAGUCAUCAUUCCAUCCCUGAACAAUGCUGUUGUAUGAAUCUCAUGUAUUCUUAUCUUACCACUGAAAAAGGCAAGCCACCAGAAUGAUUUAUCAGUGCAUUUGCUGGUCUCUGGUGGGAGAAUACUAAGAUUCCAUUUAUUCUUGGCUACUUGGAGGAGAUCACAUCAUAGCAUUCAGACUGAUAAAUUCACAAGGUAGUAUGUGACUCAGCAAAAUUCUUAUGAGACAGAUAAAAGUUGCUUGGGCAAGGGUGGCUUAGCAGCAUCUUAGAAAAAGAACUGUUCGAGAAGCAAACAAGUUCUUGAACGUUAGAAACUGAAUUCCUGGGCAGUGUGUAAAUUAUGAGCCAUUGUCCACAGAUAAGCCUAAAUUGCACACAUGUAUCUUAGGGCCUGGAUACCUAACAGAACACCACUUGGCCCAGGCGUGGGCAGAGUGGCGUGCAUAGUGAGCACCAGAAGUUACAAGUGAUAGAACUGAUGGCAGAAACUGUUUUAUAUGUGCAUGAGACAGUACAGUCUCACAAUGCAAGCACAUCAGGACAGAAGUCUGAGUCCAGAAAGCAGCAGCAACAGAUUCAGGCUAAGUAUAUGAUGCCAAUUUACUCCUUGUACCUGCUCCCCUAAUACGUCUGAUUCCUUCUUAGCAUGGCUAAGGGUGGUGUUUUUUCAGCUCAGAAAAUAGCAUCCCAGUUCUGAAUGUAGAGGAUCCAAACUCAGUUCCACCCUGGUGGGUGAGGGUUCAUUCUGAAAACGUCCUUGAUACCUCUCAUUUUUUCCUGUGCUUCAUUAACAGUGCAAAAAUCGUUUGUAGGGGGCUGCAGCCCAGACCAUGUCUGCUUUGUUGCAGGAAGUACUGCAAGCAGGCAAGCAGCUACAGGACGUGGAAGAAUGUUUUUGUAGUUAGGGAAUCUGAAUGUCUAUGGGAUUUAGAUUCUUUUCUUGCCUCUAUUAGGCUGCCCUCCCAGCUUGUGGACAAGAAGUUUUAAGCUGGAGGCUAAAUAUAGCUUCUGAUUUUUACUUUCAUAGAUUUUUUAUUAUUAUUUCUCCCAGUGGGUAAUACAGAUAAAUGUUAAGACAGUUAAUAGAGGGGAUUGAUAAAGUACUUAGAGAAGCUACAUCAAGAAAUGUUUAUGUUUUAUGUGACGAUUAACUGUAAAUGUGGUUCUCUGUAGUAGGCCUACUACUCGACAAUGAUAGCUUUUGGAAAUAUUGUCUAGGCAGAUAUUACAUGAAAAGAAAUUAACAGAAACUGAGCUUUGAUAGAUGCAUACAAUUCUGAAGGCAUUUAAAUAGGGGAGUGAAUCAGUAGCAAUGGUUCAGUGAUUACCAGUACUCAAUUUUUUUCUGCUCUCCUGUUCUGCUUUUCAGCUGCACUCCAUUGUGCCACAAGCUAUGAUGUCACUUUGGACAAGGUCACUAUUGGUGCAUACCAAUACAAGGUGGUAUUCCUAUCUGACAAAAACAAUACCAAGUUAAAAAUCUUUGUUUAGUUCCUGGUCAUCCUUCCCAACUUGUUCAGUUAACUAAAAAACCAAAACAAAACCCCACACCUUUUUAUUCCUUUGAGGGCCAUUAGAAGAUCGCAAGUCAGUAUUUCCAAAGAAAAGAAAAAACAGCAGUAUUGUAAGGCCUGAAAGCAAAGCUUGAGAUCGUUGUACGCAAUAUCAAGUAUAACAUAAUCACGGUAGUCUAGCCUGUUCUUUGAAGGAAAAAAACCCCAACCCCUAAAUAAACCAACUUAUCAACCAACCAACCAACCAAAAUCUGCAAGGAGGGUGGUUGCACAGCUUUCCAAGCUGGUGUCUGUCUUCAGAAUCGUUUUUAUUUGGUCAGCAAUCAUAUGAUCCCCCUGUGAAGUUGUGUAUCCCUUGCUUUUGAAUAGAUUUCACCUGUAUCUCUAAGACAAAAAUAGACUUACUCAUAAGUGGGAAAAAUUAUGCUUGGAAAAAUGUUUGCAAUGGCUGAGUGUUUGGGUUUCCUGUAUUUGUGAGAUGAUCAUUAACUGCUUUGAGUAAAGCAGGCAGUUAUUAACGAAAGAUAGUGCUGCUGCUGAUUAUAGGGAAAAAAGGAAUCAGCACAUCUGAGGCAACUUAUGUGGCAACAGCCCCUAUUAAAGAAUAAUAUCCUGACUGACUGUGGAGAAGAAAAAAAUCUUGUAAAAAGAAAAUAGUAAGUUGUAGCCCUCCAUAAAAACAGAAUAAUUUCUGAGAUGGUAGGAUGCAUAAGAUGUGGGCUGGAGGAAAGGAGGAAGGGGAACAGACAGUAAGGGCACACAGUUGUAUGCAACACAAUGCAUGGUUGCUUUUAGAGAUUCUUGGAAAGGAGGGCUCUUCUGAGAAUGCUAAUCUCUAUAAUUUGGGGCAGAGAGAAAGGGUAGGAGAGAAAGCAUGUCGUAAUAUAUUUCAGAUGCUAUUAUUUUAGGAAAGGACCAUUGUACAGAGCAGGUAUGCUAAAGCUCAUCAAACUCACUAGUGCAUCUGCUGUGUGUGUCUGUAUGUGUAAGGCUGAAGAGGCAAAAUGUCCUCAGGUCAUUGCUGUUGUUUAAAUCUAUUAUUUAUCAUCAAGGUCACACCAAGGGAGAAUACACCUCCACUUUAGAUUUGGUGACAUCUGUUUUCCGUGCCAGGUCAGGGGAAUUGUCAGAAUGGAAUGCAAGCCUUAGGUAAUGAGUCUUACAGUAGUAGGGAAAAGUCAGACAGUGAAUCACUUUUGAAUCUCUUGUACGUGAAAUAUUUUCAUGAGGAUGUAUGCAACAAACAUUGCAGUAACACACAUGGAUGUCCCUUUACUGCUUUAAGCAAACGUUUUGCUUUCAGUGGCUAUGAUGAGCUCAGUGUAGUAUCUAACCUUACUAAAAGCUGAGAUGCUUUCUGAUUAAUGUAUUUAGCCCGACAUCAUUUGCAAAUAACUUGAAAGUGUAUGUGGUCUUGAGACAAAGAAAUGAUGCAGCUAUCACCACUAUCAUCUUAUUUUUGCAAGGAAGAAGAAUACUAUAGAUGAGAUUUUAAAACAUGACACAUUAAUACAUCUCAGGCAUCGGUGCCCUAGACAUAAGGUCAUCAAUUCUCUCUGUUGGUUGCAUCAUGAAUGGAAAUCAGUCUGGUCAUGUUCUUGUGUUUAAAAUAAGCAAAUGUCUUAUAUUCAACAGUUGCACAGCAUGUCAGCAGAAGUAGUAGUAUGCAAUGUAUUUAAAGCAAACGUGAAUGCUUUUUUUUUUAAGUGAUACAAAGGUGAGAAAGAGCACAACAAAAAGCAUGAUGUACAACAUCCUGGCUGUUUACCCUAACUAACAUAUUCCAAGUAGCUUAUUUUUUAAGGAAAACUAAACAAAACAACUUCUCAUUUUGAAAAGAAGCUCUUUCCUGUUUCUUCUGGUACAUUUAUGAAACAAAAUGUGGAGUUCCUUGUUUUGUAAAGGAAAAAAAAGCUACACCCCCCCACCCCCCAGUCAUUUGCCUGUGGAGACUGAAAAGUGUAACUACUGAGCUACAGUUUCUAGAUUUGCUUACUUUAUACCAGGGGUCGGGGGGGGGGGGGGGGGGGGGGGCAGGCAGGGAGUGGCUCAGGGAGGAAGAACGGUAAAAAUAAAAAGUCUGAAAAACCUUUGGAAAAGACAAUAGCCAAAGAUUCAAAUAUGGAGGUAGAAGCAAGUUUUAAUUCUACCGUUGUCAGAAAAAACUGCAGAAAGACUUGUCAGGUUGCAAUUCAUCCUAGUCUUGUCAAUCACUACUGUUGCCAGGCAUAAAAAUGAAGCACAUAUGAGAAAUUUUUACAUAGAAGGUGUAGAAUAUUGUCACUAACCCACUCCCACACACCCAUUUUAUUUCACACUGACAAAAGCUAAGAUGAAUGAGUUGUUGUCUGGCCCUUCCCACUUUGUAUAGUCAUUGGCUGGCUUGGUUCUAAAAAGGAUUUAAAAAAGGGGAAUAAUGUGCCUUUGCCUGGGAUCUGAGACUGUCAGGGUGCUGAAAAGCUAAUCUGUGAGCUGCCACCAUGCAGAUCGCUUGGGCUGUGUGCUCUGUCUGUGUCUUAAUACAAAUUGCAUUUCGAUCUGUGGAAGGGUGGCAAAUGUUUAAAAAUGAUGCCACAGAAAUCAUUCCUGAGAUCACUGAAAAUACAGAAACACCGAUGGAGCAGACUUUCAGCAACAACAACACAAUGAACCAGGCAAAGCAUGGAGGAAGACACAUACAACAAGCUCCAGACCCUAACGAUGCUUCUGGCUUUAGCUGCAGAGAAAUGCGAACCACCCGCUAUGUCACAGAGGGGCCUUGCCGCAGCAUCAAGCCUGUCAAGGAACUGGUCUGCUCUGGUCAGUGUGUCCCCUCGCAUCUCCUUCCCAACUCUAUUGGCAGAGGGAAGUGGUGGCGUCAGAAUGCCCUGGAUUAUCGCUGCAUUCCUGCUCAUACUCGCACGCAGCGCAUCCAGAUGGCUUGUCCCGAGGAAGAGACUCGGACUUACAAAUUCCGAGCUGUCACAUCCUGCAAAUGCAAGCGCUACACUCGCUACCACAACCAGUCUGAGCUGAAGGACUUUGGAAAGGAAACUGUCAGGCCUCAGAAGAACAAGAAGCCCCGUCUCUCCAGAGCCAGGAGCAGCAAAUCUAACCAGCAUGAGUUAGAAAAUGCUUAUUAGAAGGUGGCUCUGAGUGAUACAGUCUAGCAGCUCUGGAUAUUUUACAAAACAUCAAAUGGCACUCACAGGCCACAGCAUGACGUUCUGACUGCAGUAGGUUCCAAUUCCUUCUGCUAAGCUGGGUCAAAGGCUCACAUAGUCAAAAAUCUAUCAGAUUAUAGCAGUUAUGGUCUGAUAAGAGAAUGAGAUAAACCAAGCUGGAGGUAGCAACACCUAAAUUCAGUCUGAGAGGAGAGGUACACCUUGGAGAUUCAUGUGAAGUCAUGUGGCUUGUACAAGUAGAAAGGCAGAAGAAAGUGAAGCUGUUAUGGUGACAAUCACACUUUGUUAGAAGUCAUUCUAACUCACUUUAUGUGAAAAGAACACCGAGAUCCUUUUCCCAAUUUUGUAAGUGCCAUGAUGCAGGACAAGCAUGCAAUUAGGGAAGUACCUGGAGAGUUACCACUCUCUGAAUGACUUGUAGAAAGUUAGUGAUAGCAGGGAUUUCAACAGUUAUGGUGACUGAAGUCAAAUUGUUUGGAAAUUAACAUCCUGUCAGAUGUCCUCAUGCCCCAGUUGUUUCCUCUAAAACACAAAACAUGAUAUUUAUGUUCUCGAAACAAAAGUGAAAGUGUGAUAAAUCUAUUUUGUACUUUUAAUUAAAAGACAGUAGGAUCAACAGAUUCAAAACUGAGAUUUGAAAACUAAAACCGUAUUUGGUUUAGGGACAAUGAUUUUUUGGGGGAACAGUUAAAAAAAUUCUAAGUGGAGCAGAUUUAUGAAAUGGAUGCUCCUCUCAAACCAGAUAACCUCACUGAUGUUUGUCCUGCAAACAGCUAAUGAUGUGCAUAAUUUAACAUAAAAGGUACUGAUUAUGCCUUAUUUCCUAGAACACAAUUGACUUUAGUAUCAGCUUAGAUAUCUCAACGUACAUUUUCUAUUCUGUAGAGUUUGGAUUAUCUGGCCACACACUUCGUAGCGCUGACUGUGCAAGCCAAGUUCUGGGAGUAAGGUGAUGGUUCUGCAUUAAAAGUGAGCCUCUGCUAAUUUUAAAGUCAUGAUUUCCUCUAGAAAAGUCUUUGGUAUGUGCAACUUUGGUAAGUCUUUAGUUUGACAGCAACUUUCCUUUACUUAGCUUCUCAACAUUCAGACUAAUGUUUGUGUUUUUACAUUAAAGAAUAUUGUUAGAAAGUGAAUCGUCACAUGCUGUAUAUAUCCUGUAGAAGUGCUAAGCCUAGUAUCAGAUGAACACAGUUUGGGAUGAAAACAGUUCCUCACUGUUCUUAUUUUCUAUGUAGAGUUUAUGCUGAAAUCAUAUAAACCAUGGAAAUUUGUGAUGUUGAUAGAUUUUGCAAUUAUUUUAUGCGGGACCAGAACCUAGAGAGAAAAGGUAUUGUUUCAGAGAGCGAAUUACGUAUUUAUUUUUUUCUCAGAAAUUAUUUAUGCAAUGUUUUUCCUUGUAGAGAAUGGAAAGUAAUACUGCUUUAAAAAUAUUAGUCUGUUAUUUUUUAUUUUAAAUACAUUGUUAAUAAAGUAGAAACAAUGAUUAAUUA
Harpia harpyja (harpy eagle) is the source of this 7382-nucleotide messenger RNA. RefSeq names its product sclerostin (gene SOST). The record is from RefSeq and is a predicted model, not a curated record. Lineage: Eukaryota; Metazoa; Chordata; Aves; Accipitriformes; Accipitridae. Gene Ontology annotation, molecular function: BMP binding. Gene Ontology annotation, biological process: ossification; negative regulation of Wnt signaling pathway; negative regulation of BMP signaling pathway. The coding region runs from base 5209 to 5850 and encodes 213 amino acids. The transcript has 2 exons.